GUUGCCAACAAACUACACAAAGUGUCCCACUAGAUUUAAUAUGCGGUUGGACAUUUGGAUCACCGAUGUAAAGGUUUAUUUUAACCGUUGAGCCUAUUUCUGGUUGGUCCAUUUCCAGCUUGCGCUCAUCGCUGACAUGACCGCUGAGACCAGCUAUACUGCUAACAUUGGCGAAUGGUACCCCAAUACCCCGGCCGAACGAGCUGUAAACGUGGUUGUACUGUUAAUCAACGCAGUCUGCGUCGUCGGGAAUGUAUUUUUAUGGUGUGUAUGGUAUCAUGAUCGAACUCUGCGUACUAGCAUCAAGAGUUUGUUGAUCUUGAAUAUAUCCUUUUUUGACUUGGCUUGGGCAAUUUUUCAAGUCAUCCUCAAGAGUUGGAAUGUAUAUCAUGGUGCUUGGGCAAGCGGAGUGUGGAGUUGCCAAGCCAACUCCAUGAUGAACAACAUCUGCCAAGCUGUCUCGAUGCAGACGCUGAUGCUCGUUUCAUUAGAUAGAUGGAUGAGUAUUGUCAAAGAGCGCUCGUCAAAACCAGCGGACACGUAUAUAAUGAUCAUAAACAGCUGGAUUGUUGCAAUUGUAUUUACAAUCCUCAACGUGCUCGCAUCGGGCAACAGACCCAUCCUAGCCGCCAGUCAUACGUAUUGCGACCCCGAUUGGAUGGCACCCAAGUGGGGCCAAAAGGCGAUGGGAUAUUUCACCAUCGUAUGUUACGUGUCUUUUGUCCUCAUCAUGAGUUUCUGCUACCUGUCCAUAUUUCGCAAAUUCCGCCAAAGCGUUGCUGGGCUGAGAGAUAUGAAGACGCACCUCUCCAGCACCGGGGCACGAUCAACGCUGAAGAGCGAUAUCAUGGAUUCUGCAACAAGUGCUGGCACCGCGGACGCUGUUGGCAGCAACACAGCUGGGGGACCGUUGCCAAAAGAUUUACUACUGAAAGCAGGCACCGAAGAGGCACUUGUUAUGUCCAAGUCAACUUUGAACCGGAGUGCGGGCCCCGAGGAAAGAGCGCUGAUUCGUAAAUUCGCCAUUCUCGUGACCACCUUUGCACUCACUUGGGGACUCUGGGUGUUCCUAAUUUUGAUCCCAGAGACGGUGACGAAUCGCAUGUCCUCUCAAGUGCCGGAUAUGUUGGCGGCCGUUGGGUUCCCUGUCAAUGCGGCCGCAACGCCGUUCUUGUUUAUUCUUCUUGAUAGCAGAUUUAAGUCUGCCGCAAAGAGCUUGCUCAGAUGGAGUUGAUCUGUUCUUACAGGUGUUGAUGUUCGUUUGUUUUGCUUUGGAAAUACCGUCAUUGUCGAUGCUGAUUGACGUUCGGAGCGUACUGGAAAUAAUUGAAAUAGAUAUUACAAUAAAUAGACCCUCG
This is a messenger RNA of Spizellomyces punctatus DAOM BR117, 1358 nucleotides long. RefSeq lists its product as uncharacterized. The transcript is spliced from 8 exons. Gene Ontology annotation, cellular component: membrane. Lineage: Eukaryota; Fungi; Chytridiomycota; Chytridiomycetes; Spizellomycetales; Spizellomycetaceae. Gene Ontology annotation, molecular function: G protein-coupled receptor activity. Bases 137 to 1234 code for a protein of 365 amino acids. The record is from RefSeq and is a predicted model, not a curated record. Gene Ontology annotation, biological process: G protein-coupled receptor signaling pathway.